Messenger RNA from Drosophila obscura, 597 nucleotides. RefSeq names its product ubiquitin-conjugating enzyme E2-22 kDa-like. The transcript is spliced from 3 exons. Lineage: Eukaryota; Metazoa; Arthropoda; Insecta; Diptera; Drosophilidae. Gene Ontology annotation, cellular component: nucleus. Gene Ontology annotation, biological process: protein polyubiquitination; proteasome-mediated ubiquitin-dependent protein catabolic process. The record is from RefSeq and is a predicted model, not a curated record. The coding region runs from base 1 to 597 and encodes 198 amino acids. Gene Ontology annotation, molecular function: ubiquitin conjugating enzyme activity.
AUGGUGAAUUUGGCUGUGUCACGUAUAAAGCAAGAAUUUAAGGAAGUUAUGCGCAGCGAGGAGAUCGAACAGUGUCCUAUUAAAAUCGAGCUUGUCAAUGACAGUUGGACUAAUCUCCGGGGCCAAAUAGCAGGCUCUCUGGGCACACCAUACGAAGGGGGAAAGUUUCUUCUGGAAAUUAAUGUGCCUGAGACAUAUCCCUUCACUCCGUCAAAGGUUCGUUUUAUCACGCGCAUUUGGCACCCAAAUCUUUGUGCUGACACUGGCGCCAUUUGCCUGGACAUACUCAAGCAAAACUUGUCAGCGGCAAUGACGUUGCGUACUGUGUGUCUGUCCGUGCAGGCCUUGCUGGCAGCUGCCGAGCCCGAUGAUCCGUUGGCCAAAGAGGUGGCACACCAAUUUAAGGAACACUACGACAUGUUUCGGCUUACUGCAAAGCACUGGACUAACGCCUAUGCAGGUGGUCCCCUUAACAUUCCAGACUGUGAUGCAAGUAUACAACGUCUCAGGGACAUGGGUGUCGACGAGCAUGAAGCGCGCCGCGUCCUCUCUGUCGAAAAUUGGAACUUGAAAAAUGCCACCGAGAGUGCCUGCUAG